Clarias gariepinus (North African catfish) is the source of this 2379-nucleotide messenger RNA. RefSeq names its product interleukin-1 receptor-associated kinase 3 (gene irak3). Gene Ontology annotation, molecular function: protein binding; protein kinase activity; ATP binding. Gene Ontology annotation, biological process: protein phosphorylation; signal transduction. Lineage: Eukaryota; Metazoa; Chordata; Actinopteri; Siluriformes; Clariidae. The transcript is spliced from 13 exons. The record is from RefSeq and is a predicted model, not a curated record. The coding region runs from base 73 to 1923 and encodes 616 amino acids.
GGACUGUUUUACACACACACACACACACAUGAAGCGGGAUCUCACCGCGACUGUCAGCGCUUUGUGGAAAACAUGUCCGGCAAACUGGAGCCGUCCACGUAUCUCUUCGACGUGCCGCCGCUGAUCAUGGAGACGUUUUGUAAAGUGAUGGACAGCGGCUUCGACAGCCUGGGAUGGAGAGGUUUGGCGGCUCGUAUUCUGCCCACAUGGCUGGAGGUCAGGUGCUCAGAGACACACGCAGCUGCUGGGAAGAGCCCAACUCAUGAGCUGCUCUGGUCCUGGGCUCAGCAGAACAAAACUGUAGCGGAUCUGAUGAGGGUUCUGGAGGAUAUGGGACACUACCGAGCUCUCGAUCUGUUCCGCUGUGACGACUCAUAUGAAAACGCAUCUUGUCCUUCUUCGAUCCAGAACAUUUCUAAGCCUCGACGUCACAAUGAAGAACCAAUGCCGAGUUCAGAUCCUUGCCACAAGUGUGUGUUGGGUGAAGGCAGAUGCAAGAAGACUGCAAUCACUUACUCCGAGGUCAAAGUGGGAACCAGGAACUUCCAUCAGGAUUUGAAAAUAGGAGAAAGCACAUUUGCAGAGGUUUACCAGGGAAGACGUGGAAAUGAAAGCUUCGCUGUAAAGGUUUUCAAGCAGGGAAACAAGAAGUCUUGGAAGGAUCUGUGGGAAAAGUUUAAAACAGAAAUCGAAGUGCUACAGUUCUAUGAACAUCCCAACAUCAUGGAACUUUGGGGUAGUUUUUCACAAGAUGGGUGCUAUUGUUUGGUCUAUCCAUUCAUGUCUAAUGGUUCCUUGUUUCAUAAACUACAUAACGAGCAGAGUGAGACACCUCUUACGUGGCAGGAGAGACUCAACAUUAUCAAAGGCACAGCAAAAGCUGUACAUUACCUGCACACUGCCCAGCCUUGCAUGGUUAUCUGUGGAAACAUAACAAGUUCAAACAUUCUCCUGGAUGAACGUUUGCAGCCCAAGCUGUCUGAGUUUGGAAUGGCUCGUCUCAGACCUCAUACUGUUAACCAGAGCUGCACCAUCACCAUGGACACGGGUCCCCGCAGCAACCUGGCCUACUUACCAGAGGAGUAUAUACGUGAUGGAAAACUAUCUGUCAAAUUAGACAUUUACAGCCUUGGGAUGGUCAUUCUGGAGACCUGCACAGGCAAGAAAGUGAUCCAGGAGACACCCAAGCAAACAUUACUGAGGGACGUGUUGAGUUUAGCGGCAGAAGAGAAGGGCUGUAUAGAUGCCUGCCUGUGCUUUUUGGACUCCAGAGCAGGACCGUGCUCCACUUCAGCUGCCCUCUCUCUGCUGCGCCUGGGCCUGGAGUGUACAAGCAGCCGAGCCCGAGCCAGGCCAAGCAUGGACAAUGUCUUAGAGAAGCUUAAUGCACUUCUCCCUUUGCCUUGUGACUUGGAUGAGCAGCCACGGACCUUGAAUGACAUGACAUCACCAUCCAUACCUCUCCCUGAUCAUGGGCUGCACUCCAGCCUGCCUGAAGAGGAUGAUGAAAUCAUAAAGCCUAAGCUCCUUGAACUGUCCGAACCUCGAGAGUGCAGUCAGUCAGAGGUCAUUUUCGUGGGUAAGAAGGAAAAUGGCUUGUGCCCGACCAGUGGAUCUGUCCUGAAGGGUAGGAGAGAUGAUGCAGCCGUGCAGUGCCUUCAGACAGAGUUUGCUCCUGCACUGGAUUUAUACAGCAGCUGGCCUGUUGAGUGCAGCUGUGCAGCCGGAGCAGAAAUGGGCUGCGAGGACUGCUGUGCCAAUGGCUUUAGCCACAAUCCCUCAUUCAUCCCUCAAGAUGACAGAAGACAGACUUGUGAAAGUACAGUUGAAAAUCCUGCUAAAACACGACUCCGGUAUAAAAUCCAGUUGUACAAUCAAGGUUUACUCAAGACAGAGGAACUUCUUUCAAUGACAUCGGACUGAUUCACUUUGUAUUGUACAUAUCUGGAAUUGUAAAUAUUUCAGCAAUACCUCAAUGACUCAAUGUCAAGGAUUUACGUAAAUCACAAUUUCACCUAUUUAAGUCAAGUUUUAAAACACUGCCAUAAUAAUUUAUAGAAAAUAUUAUUUUCUAGGUCAUGGAGGAUCAUAAAUAUAUAUAUGAUAGAUUAUUAUGCUCAGCCCUUUUUUGUAGAACAGAAUGUCUAUAAAUCAUAUUUUAAUUUAAUUUUAAGUGAUUUUAUUUGAUGUAACUUCAACUGCCUUAACAAUGUAUAGACAGUUGUCACUCAUCCAACCCAUAUUACUAAUUUAUAUUUAUAAAGCAUUUUCAAAAAUGUAUGAAUAUUUGUUAGCUUGUUUGUAGCCUUUUUUGUGACAAAUAUUAUUAUUAUUAUAAUUAUUAUUGUCUUUUUAUUCUCAUGACUGAACUGCAAUAAA